Glycine soja is the source of this 729-nucleotide messenger RNA. RefSeq names its product thioredoxin H2-like. NCBI's taxonomy places the organism in Eukaryota, Viridiplantae, Streptophyta, Magnoliopsida, Fabales, Fabaceae. The transcript is spliced from 3 exons. Gene Ontology annotation, molecular function: protein-disulfide reductase activity. The coding region runs from base 72 to 458 and encodes 128 amino acids. The record is from RefSeq and is a predicted model, not a curated record.
CCAACCUCUUCUAAGUAGAGAGUUAUACAAAUAAAUUGUGGUUUUCUCAGUCACCGAAAGAAAGGAGCAAGAUGGGAGCCAACUUAUCCAACAUGGAGAAUGCUCAUAAAUCAUCAAAGUCAUCAUCAGACCACAUUCUCACCUUCCAUUCCACUGCUAAAUGGAAGACUCAUUUUGAUGCUUCCAAAGAAACUAACAAGUUGAUGGUAAUCGAUUUCACGGCUACAUGGUGUGGACCUUGCAAAUCCAUGGACCCAAUUAUCCAAGAGUAUGCUGCAAAGUACACCAACGUGGAAUUCAUCAAAAUUGAUGUGGAUGAGUUGAUGGGGGUCUCUCAAGAAUUCCAGGUGCAUGCAAUGCCAACAUUCAUAUUGAUAAAGAAAGGAAAAGUUGUUGAUAAGGUGGUGGGUGCAAAAAAGGAAGAGCUGCAAAAGCUUAUAGAGAAGCAUCUAAACUGAGUAGUACAUGUGUGAGCUUUCAUGUGCCAUGCCUAUGCCUAUAGACCUCUAAAGGAAAGAGGAAUAAGGAGAAAUUCUUCAACAUCUCCUGCAUGCCAUACCCCAUUAUAUCAAUGGUAUGAUGUGUGUUUAGCUAAUUUACUUGAAACUAAAAAAAAAAACAUUGUUGAUGUUUAAAGCAUGUACGAGUGUAACCAAUUGUAACUUACUUUUUAAGAGACAUUAAUGCCAAACGAGCAUUAAUUGGUUAAUUUCAAAAUUAUUUGUGUCU